AUGUCUGCGAAUCAAGACGGUCCUCCGUUAUUGCGGCCAAUCCCCCGCCGCCCUUUCAAGCUCAACCUGUCGGGCCCAACACCCCCGGAAGACGAAGAUGAGGAACCUCAGGUUCUAGCCCACAGCCCCGAGUCCAGUUCCAGUGGCUUGCUCAACCUCGACUUCCUCAAUAGACGCCUCUUGGACCCGAGAUCGAGUACGCCAAGGCAGCAUGAGCCGGGCUCUGCAUCUGCCGACAUCAGCCGCGCGCAAUCCUACAUGAACCUCACGAGCUCGACUUUAUUUGGCAUAUACUCGCCGACGACGUACGGGCGGGAUCGGUACGACCAGGACGAGUUGACUACUCCCUGGGGUACGGGAGCCGAAACCCCGGCCAAGAAGUUGAGCCUUGACGAGCCACACUAUGACAUUCAAAAGGAGCGAGGAAGGCCGAUGCGCCGCCGGUCUUCGUUACAUCCGACAGCCAGGCCAACCCCACUGUCGACACCUGCGACAGUCUUUUACUUGGGUCUCAGGUCGCUGCUACUGUUUGGGCUCGGUAUACUCUACGGUCUUAUGAUUGUCAGCUUUCAGGAUAGGCACAGACUGGGGAGGCUGCAAAUGGACGAUAUUGGCAAAUCUACGGCAUCACAUGUUCAAUUCAUUGCGUUUUGGGGCGUCGCCGGAAUCGCCCUUGGUGCUUUACUUCCUUGGUUUGACGGCGUUUGGGAGAGCGUUUUUGGUCAGGAGGACGAUUUUGAAUCGGCAACCGAGCAUGCAAUUAGCUCCGAGGAAGAGGAAGCAAGUCAAGCAACCGACUGGGGCUUGGCUAUUCGAGGCAUCGGUGCCUUUGUCGGUAUCGUGUAUGCCAUUCGGAAAACACAAUGGGCAUCCACCCUUCAAGUCUCUCUGAGUCUGGCCCUGGUAAACCCCUUUCUGUGGUACUUGAUCGACCGGUCCAAGCCAGGCUUUCUCCUAUCAUCCACGGUUGGGCUUGUGGGCUCCGCCAUUCUACCAAGCGAACUCCUCAUCGAAUGGGGUGGACCCGCCCACUAUGCUUGGGGGACUAGCGAGCCAACCUGCCGUUGA
Pestalotiopsis fici W106-1 is the source of this 1068-nucleotide messenger RNA. RefSeq lists its product as uncharacterized. Gene Ontology annotation, cellular component: endoplasmic reticulum. The transcript is spliced from 3 exons. Gene Ontology annotation, biological process: sterol biosynthetic process. The record is from RefSeq and is a predicted model, not a curated record. Lineage: Eukaryota; Fungi; Ascomycota; Sordariomycetes; Amphisphaeriales; Sporocadaceae. The coding region runs from base 1 to 1068 and encodes 355 amino acids.